Molecule: messenger RNA, 1222 nt
Organism: Cotesia glomerata
Lineage: Eukaryota; Metazoa; Arthropoda; Insecta; Hymenoptera; Braconidae
Product: sorting nexin-24-like
Exons: 3
Coding region: 217-732 (171 amino acids)
Molecular function (GO): phosphatidylinositol phosphate binding
Source: RefSeq, a predicted model, not a curated record
UAAACACUAGCAGCUCAAUUGAUGUAGAUAGAAAAUAAAAUAUAGUAGAUUUAAUUAAAAAAUUAUAUUGAUAAUAAUAAUGUAACUGAAGAGCGUUGCUUAUGUUAACGAUUCCCAGCGCAGACUGGGUGUUGAUCCUGAUAUUGACGUUAACAUUGACGCAAUGUUUGUGGUAACAUAAAGCGCUAAAAACUUGUGUCAACAACAGAGGAUGAUAUGUAUCACGUUUUUAUCAGUGGAUACCGCCUGGUGGAGGCAGACCAUGGCAAAUCAUUUUAUGUUUAUACUAUUGAAGUGACGGAUACUAAUACCACUGCUAAAUAUACUAUUGAGAGGCGAUAUAGUGCCUUCAACGCGCUGCACAGACGAUUGAAGAAAAUAAAUGACACGGUAGCAUUUCCUCCAAAACGAGUCCGGAAUUCUCAGCCCAAAGUAUUAGAACAAAGGCGGAGUGGUUUGGAGCACUAUAUUACUAAAAUGCUUCAAUUAUCAGAGACUAAACAGCAAGUGCUAGAAUUUUUGGGAAUCGAAAGCAGUAAAAAUUCCAACGCCAGGACAAAUUCCAGAAGACCCGAAGUAAAAAAAGAUUCCAAUGGUAUUGAAUCACGAAGUGCAAUAGGACAUCACCCUGUGAUAACGUUCGCGUAUGACCCGUACGUAAAUCCUGAUAAUAACUCAAGUCUUCCUAAUAUCGUAAUACAAGGAGUAUUGGACGGUAUUUAUAACCCAUAGAGUUCACGUUUAUUUAUUUUUAAAUUUCAAAAUCAACAUAUCGCCAAAUGAACUAAGUAAUUUAAAAAAAAAAAUAAUAAUAAUAAUAGUUGUAUCAACUCAUCUGUGAUGUAAAUCUGUAAAUUAUAUAUUUAAAUACAUAAAUUUUUAUUUUCACUGUACAAAUAAUCGCUAAGUUUGAUUACCAAUUACGUAUUUAAGGUGUUACUUUAAAGGUAUUGACUAUCGCUUAAAGAUACGUAAAUUCUUAAGUAAUGACCUAAUGACACUUACCCUCUAGUCGUGGUGAAUAAUAGCAGCGAUGACUCACGACUAAUGAGUCGUCUAGGGUUUACAGUCUCGAGUUUCACUCUGUAUAAUAUGGAUUACUAAUAAAAUCCAAAUGGGUGUAGUCAGUGAGGGAAUAGUAAUAAAGGACCAAGGACCGGGGACUUAAUAUUAAAAAAGUCAUUAAAAUUUAAUAAACAUUAUUUGUUUUAAUUUUAUUGUA